Phaedon cochleariae (mustard beetle) is the source of this 2104-nucleotide messenger RNA. NCBI's taxonomy places the organism in Eukaryota, Metazoa, Arthropoda, Insecta, Coleoptera, Chrysomelidae. The record is from the annotation of a GenBank genome assembly.
AUCUCGGAAAAAACUUACUUUUUGAUAGACAUCUGUUCCAUACGAUAAAUCAAAUAAUAGCUAUAAAUCCAGCACUGUUUGAUUUGAGAUCAGUCUGGAAUGAAUGAGAAAAUGCAAAAAGUCAUUGCUUCAUUGAUUUUCCUGUGGUAUUUGACUUCAACGGUACCUGGCAGCAAUGCCUCAUUACCAGUGAUGUUGAACAUCCAUGGAGGAACAUUCAUACAUGGUGCAGCUUCUCCUGGUUUCUAUGGUCCUCAAUUCAUGAUCGAGCAAAAUGUCAUAGUAGUGACUAUAAAUUAUAGACUUGGACCGUUUGGAUUUUUGUCUACUGGUGAUAAAGUCAUGCCAGGCAACAUGGGUUUGAAGGACCAACAAUUUGCCCUCAAAUGGGUCCAACAAAAUAUACAUCUGUUCGGUGGAGACCCCAAAAAGGUGAUCGUUAUGGGUCAAAGCGCUGGGUCAGCUUCAGUGACUUAUCACCUGAUAAGUAAAUCAUCUGCAGGUUUGAGUGGUUCUGCUCUGAAUACUUGGGCCCACGAUCCAAAUGCCGUGAAUAAAACGUAUGGGAUUGCAGCCGAAAUCGAUCCUAGUUUCAGCAGGAACCGUACAACACAAGAGUUGAUGGACUUUUUGCAGAGUGUUGAUGAAAAAAGUUGGAACAAAACUGCCUCUGCUUACGACAAGGACUUGCAAAAAUUGGUCGACCCUGAUAUGUACAUCACAGAUGCAACUAUUCUGGAGAAAGCUUCUGCCGAAAUAAAAGCAAUAUAUACCAAUGAUACUCUUCGAGAAGAUAUUGGUGCCUUCACACAGUAUUUUGGUGAUAAUAGAUACAUGAGAGCUCCAAUCAAGUAUGCCAAACUACAUUCCCAGUACGCCGACGUGUACUUCUAUCAGUUUUCAUAUCAUGGAAUAAUGGGUAACAACAACUUUACUAUAGACGGUAUUGGAAGAGUGGGCCAUGCUGAAGACAUGCGCUAUUUAUGGUCCAAUUAUGAAAGUUAUGAAUCAUUUCCAGAAUCAGACUUGAGAACUCUUGAUCGCUAUGUUGGAUUGCUGACGAACUUUGCGAAAUUUUUGAACCCUACUCCUGAGAAAUCGGAACUGUUUGGAUUUCUGUCUACUGGUGAUAAAGUCAUGCCAGGCAACAUGGGUUUGAAGGACCAACAAUUUGCCCUCAAAUGGGUCCAACAAAAUAUACAUUUGUUCGGUGGAGACCCCAAAAAGGUGAUCGUUAUGGGGCAAAGUGCUGGGUCAGCUUCAGUGACUUAUCAUCUGAUAAGUAAAUCAUCUGCAGAAGAAAGUUGGGAGAAAACUGCCUCUGCUUACGACAAGGAUUUGCGAAAAUUGGUAGACCCUGAUAUGUACAUCACAGAUGCCACUAUUCUGGAGAAAACAUCUGCCGAAAUAAAAGCAAUAUAUACCAAUGAUACUCUUCGACAAGAUAUUGGUGCCUUCACACAGUAUUUUGGUGAUAAUAGAUACAUGAGAGCUCCAAUCAAGUAUGCUAAACUACAUUCCCAGUACGCCGAUGUGUACUUCUAUCAGUUUUCAUAUCAUGGAAUAAUGGGUAACAACAACUUUACUAUUGACGGUAUUGGAAGAGUGGGCCAUGCUGAAGACCUGCGCUAUUUAUGGUCCAAUUAUAAGAGUUAUGAAUCAUUUCCAGAAUCAGACAUGAGAACUCUUGAUCGCUAUGUUGGAUUGCUGACGAACUUUGCGAAAUUUUUGAACCCUACUCCUGAAAAUUCGGAACUGUUUGGUAACAAUAUAUGGCCAAAAGUUACCAGUGAACACUAUCGAUACUUGGACAUCGAUCGAAACAUAACCAUUCAAGAAAACCCACGAAAAUUUUCGUAUGGAAAGUGGGAGGAUAUUUUUGAAAAAUAUGCUACGAAGCCAUUGAUAUCUUUCUGAAUAUUUCAAUGAAACCAAUUAUUAUAGAAAUAUGUUGGAUGUUCAGGUACAUCAUCAACACUUGUGGAGUCAAUUUGAAAUAAAACUGAUGGAACCAGCAGCAUAAUUUCAAAUAAAUAACUUCAACUAUUAUCACUCAUUCUCAUUUGAGAUAUCACAAAAAUGUUCAGGUUUAUCUAGCACCUCA